This is a messenger RNA of Cuscuta europaea, 3331 nucleotides long. Lineage: Eukaryota; Viridiplantae; Streptophyta; Magnoliopsida; Solanales; Convolvulaceae. The record is from the annotation of a GenBank genome assembly.
GUUUUAAACCACCGAGAGGUCGAAUUCUUCAGCCUUUUUUACGCAAUCCCUCUCCCAAGUACGAACGAGCUUUCACGCCAACCAUCCCAAAACCCUCCAAAUCAUCCCAAAUCAUCACCCAAGCUUGGAAUUCAUAUCUAGGAGUUUCAAAUCAUCAUCAACCAACACUUCUCAAGAGCUUCUUCUUCCACAAAUUCAAGGUAAAAAGGCUAAACCCAAAGUUUCUCCAUUUUCGAAUUUCUUGCUUCUUUCAUCGAUUUUUGGUGAAAUUCAUGUUUAUGAUUAUGGAAAGUUAAUCCUUUGUACUUAUAUGAUGAAUGUAAACAUGAUUCUUGUCAAAAAUUUGGAAUUAAAGUUGAGAAUUGGGGGAAGCUCUUGAAAAAAUUUCAUUUUUUAACCCUAGGUCCAAAUUUCCUAAUUAAUCUUAAAACUAUUACUACAAUUGAUGAUUAGAAUGGUACUGCCAUACUUGUGUUCAUACAUAUACAUUCUAAGCCUAAUUGUUGCAUAAAUUUGAGAUUAAUUUUGAAAUUUUGGGGAAAAUGUAUGAAAAAUUUAUACCUUGAAUAAUGAGUUGUGGGUGUGGUGUUUGUAUUUUCUUCUAACCAUGCAGGGAUGCCUCAAAAGCGGAAACAGAAUGAUGGUGCCUCGUCCUCUUCAAGUUCCAAAUCCCGUUUCACUUUUCGUGAAAAUGAGUAGUGGUACGAGACUAGGAAAAACUGGGCAAUUGUGGUAGAGAAGACCGUGGACCCUGUUCUUAACACUACUUUUGAACUGACGGAGGCCUUCAUGCGACUAGGGUGGGCUGGGAUGCUUACUCUGAAAGGGGCCUACUACCCCCAAUUGGUCCGAGAAUUCUACGCCAACAUAACUGAUAAGGACACGAGCUAUGCUGUCUUUCACACGUCUGUCAAAGGCAAAAGCAUCCAAGUUGAUCCAAGCCUUCUCUCACGCAUACUAGGAGUCACUGAUGAAGGGAACACCCUAGAAUACAGUCAGAAAGGGAUCAUCAGUGACAACACCUACGAUGAAGCUCAAACACGAGAACGGUAUAGGCUUCCAAAACUCCUCACCAAAACUCCAGAAAUCCCACUCCCCCGCCUCAUUCUCAAAAAUAUGAAAGUCGUAGUCUGCUCCAAGAGAGGUGAUAAGAAUUUAUGUUACCCUCUCUUACUUACCAUGAUUUCAAAGCAUUUUAAGGUGGACCUUAAGGGUGAGGAAGUUACUUACACUACUGACUCAAUGUCUUGGACAACAUUACCAUGGCCGCCCUGCAACAUAAAUUUGAGUAUGGGGAGUGUCAUUUCCCUGGACAAUUUUUUGCACACUUGCACGAUGAGGAGGAAGAGAGGAGAGCUCAAGAAGACAUAGCCAUGGAAGAUGAGCCGGAUGGCGUAGCCGUGCCCAACCCACAGGUGCCCCCACAGACUACCGAUCCCGCGUUAGCAUAUUUGAUCCAAUCCAUGGAUCGAAUGCAUACGCGGAUGGACACAUACGAGGCAAGACAACAUGACAUGUAUAACCGGCAAGAAGAGCUCUACACCCACUUUGACACUUUUGAGACACGCCAAGCGCGUAUGGAGGAGCAAUUGCAGGGGUAUGACCAAAGGUUUGGGACUUCACCCAACACUACUACAACCAAUAUGGGAACCCCCCUCCCGAUUCACACCGUUAAGUACACCUUUGUUGUUAGUUCAUAACAUUACUCUUCUCUAAACACACUUAAUAGUGGAUGUUAUUGGAAGUGUUUGUUUGUCAUGCAUCAUACAUUGGGACAAUGUAUUUUAAGUGUGGGGGUGCAUCUUAUGGGUAGUUAAACAAAUUUUUUGUGUGCAAAAAUAUUUUUACUUGUAGGAAGGUAAAAUUGUCAUAAUUCUCUUUUAAUGGGUAUUUGGUUGAGGAAGUUUUUUUUUUUUACAAAAAACUAUCAUUUUUUUAGAUUACUUCUUACUCUUGAAAAUCAUUCCCAAAAAGCACUCUUGUGACCAACAAAAACAAUCAUCUUCUUUCAUUUCCAAAAUGGUCAAAAUACAUCUCACCUAUUCAAAAAAAACCAUUCCGGAAAACAAGCCCACUCCAUGUCAAUCAAAUAAAUUGGCAUCAUCAAAUGACUUUCAGUAAACACUUGUUGAGAAACAUUUCAAAUGAAAAAAAAACUCAUGGUCUCUUCAAAGAAGUUCAACUGAUCCAUUCCAACCAGCUGAAAAGUCAAAAACGCCAAAAAGCCACCUCAUACACCCAAAAUACCGUUAGUCACACAAAUCACUCAUCAAUUCUCAAGAGUAUAAGUAGUUUCUAAAUCUAAAUGAUACUUUUUGUGCGAAAAAAAUGGUUUUUGGUCCGAGAAUGAUAAAAGAGUUUAUAUGUCACUUUUACCUCGCUUAAAGUUGAUUUAUUUUUGUAUAUAAAUCUUUGUUGAAAUUAACCUAAGCACCUAAAAGAGAAAGAAAUUGGUCGAGGACUAGCAACACUCAAGUGUGAGGGGAUUUGAUAAGUAUGAUAAUUACCUAUACUUUAUAUAGGUAAUUAUGAUUAUCUGUACGAAUAUUCAAAGCUGAAACAGGUAAAAAUCCCAAUUUGAGUAAAACCGCACAAAGAUGUCAAAAGAUGAAGAAACGGGUAUCAACAGUCAAAAGGGAUCGAGAACAGACACUUCGGGAUCAACUAAGGGCGUAAAAAAGAGCGAAAAAUGAAAUAUUGCACAACAAGGGAGAACCGGCGCCGCUUUACCCUCAUAACCGGCGCCGGUUGAUUUAAUUUGUUAUUUUCCAGAAACGCCGAAAGAAAACCGGUGCCGGUCCACCCUAUAACCAGCGCCAGUUAUGCCAAUUUUCUGUGUUUUUCCAGCGCCGAAAGAAGACCAGCGCCGGCCAGGCAUGAAACCGGCGCCGGUUAGGUCCGAUUCUGCACAAAACAAGGAGACGUGCAACAAUAUUUUGAUGGAAAAUACUCACCUUCCUCAUGAUCUGAUCAAAUAUAUCUUCCACGCCUGAUUAUUGGGCUCGAAUAGACUAAAAGAUGUCAAUCUUUAGCCUAUAUAAAGCCCUCAAUUCAUCAAACAAGAUCAUUCCAUUCCAUAGAUUAAUUCAUAGCUUUUAUAUUUUGUUCUUGCUAUAUUUCUUCAAAUUCUUUGGAGAAGAAGCUAUUUCUCUCCUCUACAAUUGGUUCUAGGUAAUUUUUCUUGUAUGUUAUUAUAUUUAUUUAGUCUUAGUUACACUUUUGUAAUUAAUAUGAGUAUUAGUAGCUAAAUUCUUAGCUAAGGCUAAGGAUGAACUUCUAUGUCCACUAGGUGUUUGAUAAAAGUUCUAAACCAAUAAAUUGUGAUUUAUGC